Messenger RNA from Euleptes europaea (tarantolino), 5935 nucleotides. It is a transcript of the gene CHD4, whose product is annotated as chromodomain helicase DNA binding protein 4. Gene Ontology annotation, cellular component: NuRD complex; nucleus; chromatin. The transcript has 39 exons. Lineage: Eukaryota; Metazoa; Chordata; Lepidosauria; Squamata; Sphaerodactylidae. The record is from RefSeq and is a predicted model, not a curated record. Gene Ontology annotation, molecular function: ATP binding; ATP-dependent chromatin remodeler activity; DNA binding. Gene Ontology annotation, biological process: negative regulation of transcription by RNA polymerase II; chromatin remodeling. The coding region runs from base 34 to 5844 and encodes 1936 amino acids.
GCGGGCGCCGCUUGAGCCUCCGGAUCGCAGGCCAUGGCUUCGGGCAUCGGGUCGCCAUCGCCGUGCUCCGCCGGCAGCGACGAGGAGGAAAUGGAGAUUCUGAUGAACAACAGCCUCCACCAGCACCAGGGUACCCCGCAGGAACCUGAAGAAGAGCCAGAGGAAGAGCUGUUAUCCGAGGCAGAGAUCCCAAAAAUUAAGAAGAAGAAGAAGCCCAAGAAACUGAAGGAACCCAAAGUGCCCAAGCUCAGCAAGCGCCAGAAAAAAGAGCUGGGGGACAGUUCCGGCGAAGGGAACGAGUUUGUGGAGGAAGAGGAGGAGGUGCUGCUGCGCUCGGACAGCGAGGGGAGUGACUACACCCCCGGCAAGAAGAAGAAGAAGAAGCUGGGGCCGAAGAAGGAGAAGAAGAGCAAAGCCAAGCGCAAGGAGGAGGAGGAGGAAGAGGAGGAGGAGGACGAUUCCAAGGAACCCAAGUCUUCAGCUCAGCUUCUGGAGGACUGGGGCAUGGAGGACAUCGAUCACGUUUUCACGGAGGAGGACUAUCGCACUCUCACCAACUACAAAGCCUUCAGCCAGUUUGUCAGACCGCUUAUUGCUGCCAAGAAUCCCAAAAUCGCCGUCUCCAAGAUGAUGAUGGUGCUGGGGGCCAAGUGGCGCGAGUUCAGCACCAACAACCCCUUCAAAGGGAGCUCGGGGGCGUCGGUGGCGGCAGCGGCUGCAGCCGCAGUGGCCGUGGUGGAGAGCAUGGUGGCGAGCGUGGAUGCGGUCCUGCCCCAGCCCCCCGUCGAAGUGCCUCUCCGAAAGGCCAAGACCAAGGAGGGGAAAGGUCCCAAUGCCCGGAAGAAACCCAAACCCAGUCCUCGUGUUCCGGAAAUCAAAAAGCCCAAAACCAAGAAGGUGGCGCCCUUGAAAAUCAAGCUGGGAGGAUUUGGCUCCAAGCGUAAAAGAUCAUCUAGCGAGGAGGAUGACCUGGACGUGGAGUCCGACUUUGACGAUGCCAGCAUCAACAGCUACUCUGUGUCUGACGGGUCCACCAGUCGCAGCAGCCGCAGUCGCAAGAAAAUGAGAGCGGGGAAGAAGAAAAAGAAAGGAGAAGAGGAUUCCACCACGGCCGUCGAUGGAUAUGAAACCGACCACCAGGACUACUGCGAGGUGUGCCAACAGGGGGGAGAGAUCAUCCUGUGUGACACUUGCCCUCGUGCCUACCACAUGGUGUGUCUGGAUCCAGAUAUGGAGAAAGCGCCAGAGGGCAAGUGGAGCUGCCCGCACUGUGAGAAAGAGGGGAUCCAGUGGGAGGCGAAGGAGGACAAUUCCGAGGGCGAGGAGGCCAUGGAGGACGUCGUGGGGGAUGCGGAGGAGGAGGACGACCACCACAUGGAGUUUUGCCGCGUCUGCAAAGACGGGGGGGAGCUGCUCUGCUGCGAUGCCUGCCCUUCUUCCUACCACAUCCACUGCCUGAAUCCCCCCCUGCCAGAGAUUCCCAAUGGGGAGUGGCUUUGCCCACGCUGUACCUGCCCACCUAUGAAGGGCAAGGUUCAGAAGAUCUUGACUUGGAAGUGGGGGCAGCCCCCCCUACCCACGCCCGUGCCACGGCCGGCUGACGCAGAUCCAAAUGCUCCUUCUCCAAAGCCCCUGGAGGGAAGACCGGAGCGACAGUUCUUUGUCAAAUGGCAGGGCAUGUCCUAUUGGCAUUGUUCGUGGGUGUCUGAGCUACAGCUGGAGCUGCAUUGCCAGGUCAUGUUUCGCAAUUACCAACGCAAGAACGACAUGGACGAGCCCCCCGCAGGCGAUUUCGGGGGAGAGGAAGAGAAGAGCCGCAAGCGCAAGAACAAGGACCCAACCUUUGCCGAGAUGGAGGAGCGCUUUUACCGCUACGGGAUCAAGCCAGAGUGGAUGAUGAUCCAUCGGAUUCUCAACCACAGCGUGGAUAAGAAGGGGAAUGUUCACUACCUUAUCAAGUGGAGGGAUCUGCCCUAUGACCAGGCCUCUUGGGAAAACGAGGAGGCAGAAAUUCAGGAUUAUGACAUCUACAAGCAGGGAUAUUGGAACCACAGGGAGUUAAUGAGGGGUGAAGAAGGAAGACCUGGCAAGAAGGUGAAGAAGGUGAAGUUGCGGAAACUGGAGAGGCCCCCAGAAACGCCGACCGUAGAUCCGACAGUGAAGUACGACCGGCAGCCUGAUUACCUGGAUGUGACCGGCGGGACCUUGCACCCAUACCAGCUGGAGGGCCUGAACUGGCUGCGGUUCUCCUGGGCCCAGGGCACCGACACCAUCCUGGCAGACGAAAUGGGCCUUGGGAAGACAGUGCAGACGGCGGUGUUCCUGUACUCUCUGUACAAAGAAGGACACUCCAAAGGACCGUUCCUCGUCAGCGCCCCGUUGUCAACCAUCAUCAACUGGGAAAGAGAAUUUGAGAUGUGGGCCCCCGACAUGUACGUGGUGACUUACGUCGGGGACAAGGACAGCCGGGCCAUCAUCCGCGAGAACGAGUUUUCCUUCGAAGACAACGCUAUCCGCGGGGGGAAGAAGGCUUCCCGGAUGAAGAAAGAGGCAUCGGUGAAAUUCCACGUGCUGCUCACUUCCUACGAGUUGGUCACUAUUGAUAUGGCCAUUCUGGGCUCCAUUGACUGGGCCUGCCUCAUAGUGGAUGAAGCUCACAGACUCAAGAACAAUCAGUCCAAGUUUUUCCGGGUUCUGAAUGGCUACUCUCUUCAACACAAGCUGCUGCUCACGGGGACUCCUUUGCAGAACAACCUGGAGGAACUGUUCCACUUGCUCAACUUUCUGACGCCGGAAAGAUUUCACAACUUGGAGGGCUUUCUGGAGGAGUUUGCGGACAUCGCCAAGGAGGACCAGAUCAAGAAGCUGCACGACAUGUUGGGCCCGCAUAUGCUGAGGCGCCUGAAGGCUGACGUCUUCAAGAACAUGCCUUCCAAGACGGAGCUGAUUGUCAGGGUGGAACUGAGUCCUAUGCAGAAGAAGUACUAUAAAUACAUCCUGACAAGGAACUUUGAGGCGCUGAACGCCCGGGGGGGUGGUAACCAAGUGUCUCUUCUCAACGUGGUCAUGGACCUGAAGAAAUGCUGCAACCACCCCUAUCUCUUCCCUGUGGCUGCCAUGGAAGCACCAAAGAUGCCCAAUGGGAUGUACGAUGGGAGCGCACUGAUCCGGGCCUCUGGGAAGCUGCUCCUGCUUCAGAAGAUGUUGAAGAACCUCAAGGAGGGCGGCCACCGAGUGCUGAUCUUCUCCCAGAUGACUAAGAUGCUGGACCUGUUGGAGGACUUCCUGGAGCACGAGGGCUACAAAUACGAAAGAAUCGAUGGCGGGAUCACUGGAAAUAUGCGCCAGGAAGCCAUUGACCGUUUCAACGCUCCCGGAGCUCCACAGUUCUGUUUUCUGCUUUCCACCAGAGCGGGUGGCCUCGGCAUCAACCUCGCCACGGCAGACACCGUGAUAAUCUACGACUCUGACUGGAAUCCGCACAAUGACAUCCAGGCCUUCAGUCGCGCUCACCGAAUCGGGCAAAACAGGAAGGUGAUGAUCUACCGCUUUGUGACGCGCGCCUCUGUGGAGGAACGCAUCACGCAAGUGGCCAAGAAGAAAAUGAUGCUGACGCAUCUGGUCGUGAGGCCGGGGUUGGGUUCGAAGACCGGCUCGAUGUCCAAGCAAGAGCUGGACGACAUCCUCAAGUUUGGCACUGAGGAGCUUUUCAAAGACGAAGCCACCGACAGCGGCAAGAACCUGCGCAACGUGGCGCAAAGUGACAACAAGGAAGGCGAGGACGGAAGCGUCAUCCAUUAUGACGACAAGGCCAUCGAACGGCUGCUGGACCGGAACCAAGAUGAGACUGAGGAUGCCGAGCUGCAGGGCAUGAACGAGUACCUGAGCUCCUUCAAAGUGGCCCAGUAUGUUGUACGCGAAGAGGAGAUGGGCGAGGAAGAGGAGGUUGAGCGGGAGAUCAUCAAGCAAGAGGAGUCAGUGGAUCCAGACUAUUGGGAGAAGCUGCUCCGUCACCAUUACGAGCAGCAGCAGGAGGACCUAGCCAGGAACCUGGGGAAAGGCAAGCGCAUCCGCAAGCAGGUCAACUACAACGACGGUUCCCAGGAGGACAGAGACUGGCAGGACGACCAAUCGGACAACCAGUCGGAUUACUCCGUGGCCUCUGAGGAAGGAGACGAAGACUUCGACGAGAGGUCGGAAGCUGCUCGCCGUCCCAGCCGCAAAGGACUCAGGAAUGACAAAGACAAGCCGCUCCCCCCACUUCUCGCCCGUGUGGGAGGCAACAUUGAGGUCCUUGGCUUCAAUGCUCGCCAGCGGAAGGCCUUCCUGAACGCCAUCAUGCGCUACGGGAUGCCCCCUCAGGAUGCCUUCACCACCCAGUGGCUGGUGCGGGAUCUCCGAGGAAAGUCAGAAAAGGAGUUCAAGGCCUACGUCUCUCUCUUCAUGCGUCACUUAUGUGAGCCCGGGGCCGAUGGCGCAGAAACCUUUGCCGAUGGGGUCCCUCGCGAGGGUCUGUCCCGACAGCACGUCCUCACGCGGAUAGGGGUCAUGUCUCUCAUACGCAAGAAGGUGCAAGAGUUUGAACACGUGAACGGCCGCUGGAGCAUGCCAGAAUUGGCUGAGAUCGAGGAGAACAAGAAGCUCUUGCAGCCCAGUUCGCCUUCCCCCAAAACCCCUACUCCCUCUACUCCCGGAGACACACAACCGAACACCCCGGCCCCCGCACCCCCGCUUGAAGAGGGAGUGAAGGUGGAAGAGGUAGCCAGCGCCAAGGAGCAGGGGGAGCCAGCAGAGCCGGAGAAGGAAGCCAGUCCUCCUGCCACUGCGGCUGCUGCUCCUGCUCCAGUUAAAAAUGAAGUCCCGAUGGAGCAGGAACCCCCUCCCACAGAGACCCACGUGCAGGAGAUUAAAUCCCCCGCGAAUGCCGUAGAAACAGAAGAUAACAAGCCUGACGAACCAGAGGUGAAGGAGGAGCCGAUGGAAACAGAGAUUAACGCUGAUGUAGAGAAAGUGGAAGAGAAGACCCCUGCAGAGCCCCCCAGUGAGCCCCCAACCAUUAACCUAGACGAGAAAGAAGAGAAGAAGGAGGACGAGAAGAAGGACGUGGUGAUGCUGCAGAACGGGGAGACGCCGAAAGACCCCCCUGAGGACCGGCACAAGAAAGCCCUGAAGCAGCGGUUCAUGUUCAACAUCGCAGACGGAGGCUUCACAGAGUUGCACUCCUUGUGGCAAAACGAAGAGCGGGCCGCGACCGUUACCAAGAAGACCUACGAGAUCUGGCACCGGCGCCAUGACUACUGGCUCCUGGCAGGAAUCAUAAACCACGGUUACGCUCGCUGGCAAGACAUCCAGAACGACCCUCGUUACGCCAUUCUCAACGAGCCCUUCAAGGGUGAAAUGAACAGGGGUAACUUCCUGGAGAUCAAGAACAAAUUCUUGGCCAGGAGAUUUAAGCUGCUGGAGCAGGCGCUGGUGAUUGAGGAGCAGCUCCGGCGGGCCGCCUACCUGAACAUGUCAGAGGACCCAUCCCACCCCUCCAUGGCCCUGAACACCCGCUUCGCCGAGGUCGAGUGCCUGGCCGAGAGCCACCAGCACCUGUCCAAGGAGUCCAUGGCUGGGAACAAGCCGGCCAAUGCGGUGCUUCACAAAGUGCUGAAGCAGCUGGAGGAGUUGUUGAGCGACAUGAAAGCUGAUGUGACACGGCUGCCGGCCACGAUCGCCCGCAUCCCCCCCGUGGCUGUGCGCCUCCAGAUGUCAGAGCGCAACAUCCUCAGCCGCCUGGCCAACCGUAGCAGCGAGCCUCCUCCUCCUCCGCCUCCCCAGCAGGUGGCUCAGCAGCAAUGAAAUCGGCGCACCGUGCUGCCUACCCCGCGAUUCAGCUCAAGUGACAGACGCCGCGCCCUUGUUUUGAAUCCAGCCCCCCUCCCUUCCCCUC